AUCCGAUUUUAACGUGUGGGUAAUUUAUGAUGAUGUUUCAAAAUCACUUUCCUAUACCAACAAAAGAGAUGUCGAAUCGAGUUCUACAAGUGAAUUCAAAAGUCGUUAUCACAUCGGUAAUUGUUGUGCUACAAAUCCCUCAAUCAACAAACCAUCAACAUUCGAAAAAAUGAAUUUCUCUCAUUGCAAUGAUGAUUCUUAUACAUACAGUCAACAGAAGUAGUUUUCUAUUUUCCAGUGAAAUUUUAUCUUGUCAUCAUGAACGUUCUAUAUAUUCUUCUAAUCCCCCUAACUUUCGUGUACUGUCAACAAAAAAGUGGCCAGUAUGGACAUAAUUCAACUGUUUCAGUUCAACGUAGUGUUUCUAAUAUACAUCAGCUAGUACCAACCGUCAAAGCUGCAGUAAAAAUGAAUGUAAAUUCCCAAAACAAUUUGAAGCCAUUUUUUACUCAAGAAAUAGCAAAGAACAAUCCCUUGGUUCAAAGUUAUAUAGAAUCCAGACAGAAUUCACCAAUCAGAAAAAUAAUCACUAGAGUGGGUAGUAUACUGAAAACCCCUAUCAAAGACAUCAAGAAUACACUGCUACCAACGUUAACACAAACCACUGUUGUUAAUCAAAACAAAAAUACUGUUGUGGAUCAUCAAAAAACCAAUGAUAGUUUGUCUGCUGCAGAAAUUCAUAAACAAAAGUCUGCAGAACAUUUGAAAGCUCUUAGGAAUGUGAUUUCUCUGCAACUUCGAUCCUAUAAAAGUGAUUCUUCUAGUACAGAAGUACCAAAUGUUACAACAACUCAAGAAAUCGUUACAAAGAAGACGCCAACAAAAGAAAAAAUAAAGACAAAAAGACACGAUAGCUUCAGCAAGGAUAUAAACAAGAAAUUGGCAGUAAUAGCUGCUGCAUCAGCAUUGAUGGAUAUUCUGGAUGCUUAACACGUUGAUUUGUUUCUUGGUUAGCCAUUCAAACAAAUUUCGUUAAAAAUUUGAAUUCAAGUCCGAAAAUAUUUGAUCUGUAAAAUUAGGAUUAUUGCUAAAUUGUGGAAGCAUAUAAUGACCCUUUAUGAACUUGAUGAUCAAUAAUUUGUCAACGUUAUGAGGAAGUUCUUAACUAGAUGAAAAUUUUCUUGUAUCUAAUGGUUUCCACUUCAUUAGGAAGCACGUUAAUAAUGAGAGACUCUUCUAAGUUCAUUUAUGAUUGUUUUACUUGCGGUAUUUCAAAGCUGAAGUUCCAGUGUUACUAUCACCAUAAACAUUAAUGUUAAGCUUGCACUCAACAGCAUUGUAAACGCGAUCAAUAAAAAUAAAAUGAAGUCAUAAAAGACAAAUACAUAAUUAUUGUAAUGCAAUGGCGUAAUGUCAUGUGAUAUUUAAUGAAUUUCAUGUUUUCUUAUGUUAUUCUCAUUAAAACCUAAUCUAUAAUCUGAAUAUGUCAUUCUUAGUUUAGGUUUGGAAAUAGUUUUAUAAUAAAGAUUUUUUUUAUUAAGAAUGAAAUAUUUGGGGCUUCUUGAAUUUCUAGGAAGUAUGAGAGAGAUUCCACCUCUAGGUUCUUCAUUCCAUCAAUUCUUCAUAUUAUAAAAUGAACUUUAUUGUUGACACCAGUCGAUCCAAUGGAUUGUGACGUUUCAUAGAAAAUUAAUUGACGCUAUAUAAGUUUGAUGGGUCUGUGUAUAUUGAUUAUGUAAUACUGAAUGAAGAAUAUUUGAGCAGUACAUGCAUAAUGAAAUUUUUAUUA
Messenger RNA from Harmonia axyridis, 1729 nucleotides. RefSeq lists its product as uncharacterized. The transcript has 2 exons. Lineage: Eukaryota; Metazoa; Arthropoda; Insecta; Coleoptera; Coccinellidae. The record is from RefSeq and is a predicted model, not a curated record. Bases 259 to 930 code for a protein of 223 amino acids.